UCCAGCCUCCUGCGCCCUGCCCAGGCAGCCCGGCCCCAGGCGGGGCUCGGCGGACGCCGCGUGUGUGUGAGGGAGUUGUGCGAGAGACCGCGCCGGGCUCCGCGGGGAAGCGGAAGGUGGGUGCCCCUCGGCGCCCCAGGCUGGCACCAGGCUGCGCGGGGAGGCUCCUCGCUCUCCCUCUCUCUUCCUCCCGCCCCUGCAGCGCCCUCGCCUCAGCCCUCCCGCUUGGCGGCCCCUCCACGCCCCUCUCGCCAGCCCGGCGCGGUGCCCCGCACGCCGCCGCCACCUCCACCCCUCGGUCCUCCUCUUCCUCCUCCUCCUCCUCCCGCGCUCCCCCUCACGCGCACUCCGCUCCACAAGUGCCGCGCGCUCGCUGCUCCGGAGCGGAGCGGAGCCGGGCUGCGGACCCUGCGCGGGGGCUGCGGACCCUGCCCGGCCCGUUCGCGGCUGUCCGUGGUGCUGGAGGCGAGCGCGGGCUGAGCGGACGCCCGGCCCCUGACGGAGCCCCUUUAUGUUCAGCUCCUGGCGCAGCGCAGCAUCCAGCAGCUCGAGCGGCGGCGGCGGCAGCAGCAUCGCUGAGCCGGGGCUGGGAGGCAGAAUGGAAGGCUUUAUUCGCCUGCUCUUCGGCUACUUGGUGGCGGACCUUCUAACGCUGGUGUGCCGGGCUCAGGAAAAAGCUGGCCAGCAGCUGGGGAGCUUUGUGGUGCUCUCGGGAGGAAACCACUCCAGCCUCGGGGAACAGAUAGACCCCUCCGAGCCACCUCCCACCCCAGACUUCUGCAGGGGCUACUUUGACGUGAUGGGGCAGUGGGACCCCCCCUUUAACUGCAGCUCGGGGGAGUUCAUCUUCUGCUGUGGCACUUGUGGCUUCAGGUUUUGCUGCAAGUUCAAGAAGACAAGGCUGGAUCAAAGCACCUGCACAAACUAUGAGACGCCGUUGUGGAUGAACACUGGGAAGCCUCCUUCCCGCAUAGACGACCCUCUGCAUGAUCCUACCCGGGAUAAAACCAACCUUAUUGUCUACAUCAUCUGUGGGGUUGUAGCAGUCAUGGUGCUGGUGGGAAUCUUCACCAAACUAGGGCUGGAGAAGGCACACAGACCCCAGCGGGAGCACAUGUCCAGGGCUCUUGCUGAUGUUAUGCGACCUCAAGGUCCUUGUACAACAGAUCAUAUGGAAAGAGAUCUAAACAUUGUAGUACAUGUGCAGCAUUACGAAAACAUGGAGACGAGACCUCCUCCAAAUAACUUACAUCCACCACAGAUGAAUAAUGUCAUGCCAACAUCUCCCCUCCUUCCUCAGAUGGCACAUCAACAUUCAUAUCCCAGCCUGGGACAGAUCACAAACCCAUAUGAGCAGCAGCCCCCAGGCAAAGAACUUAACAAGUACGCGUCUCUAAAGGCAGUCGGCUCAGGAGAAGGGCUCUGGGCACUCAGCACUGCUCGCUGCUCCUCCAAAACUGACAAAGUCAACGAUGACUUCUACACCAAGCGCCGACACCUGGCCGAGCUGGCUGCCAAGGGGAGCCUGCCCCUCCACCCGGUGCGCCUGGACGACGAGAGGGCCUACACCAUCGACAGCGGGCUCACCCGGCAGAAUGGGAAAUCCCGCAUGGGGAAGAUACACACACACCCCCUGGGCUACAACUCGCACUACAAGACCUGGGAUCCCAACGACCCGUCCCUGAGGCGGCAAGCGUUCACAAACAAGGGCAAGCAUGGCAUGGGAGACCCGACGCUAAGUGACCCGCUGACCACCCGGAGCCAGCACUACUUGGGCCCACAGCCAUACUUCAUAACCAACAGCAAGACAGAAGUAACUGUUUGAGUUUGUUUUCUUUCUCUAUUUUUUUUUUUCUAAUGAAAUCCUUUAAAAACCACACACAAAUGUAUACACAACACAAACACUCAACUGAAAGGCAAAAAAAAAAAUUUAAAAAUAUGAAAUCAAAAAAAAAGAGGAAACAGAAGGAACUUACACCUUGGACACUCUUGGUAUCCAGCCAGCUGUAGGCUGAAGAGUGGGUUAAUACCAUUCAGCAAUACACACUGAAGGUUGAAUUAUAAACUCCAUUUGUAUUUCACAAUGGAACACAAACCCUUGUGACUAAAUUUUUUUACUUGAAACUAAAAUCCAUGAUGAGAAGUAGCACAAUCUAGAGAAACUUUAUGUCUGCUUAAACAUUUACACUAUGUUCCUGCCUUGAGACAGAGGAAGAGAGAGAGAAAAAUAUACUGUAAUAUAUUAUUUCAGAGAGGAAUUUUGUAUAAAACCUAUUAAUAAUCACUAGACCUGUGAAAAACUGAGAGCAAACAUCUUGGUACGAUCCCUAACAUCUAUUAUUGUACUUUCACACCAUCCUAUAGAGAACGCAAAAAAUAUAUAUACAAUAAGGGGAAAAGACACUUUCACAAGGAAUUUAUGAAGACUGUUAUGAUUAAGAGCAUAUGGGACCUUUCUGGCUGGUUGAGAAUUCUGCAGGAUGAUAACAGCAGAAGAUUUCAUUUCACUUUACUUCGUUUGAUUUGAAAUUUUUGGGAACCUCCAAAAUAAGAAGAGACACUUCAUAUGACACAGAAAGCUGCUGGGGGGAAAAGGGCAUCAGAAUAUUCCCUCUCAGUCCUCCUGUUUUCAGGCAGAUGGUAACAAGUCUCACUUUGCAGACUGUCAGGAUUUUUUCUUCACCUAAAUGUUUUGCCUAUCUUCAACUGCUUCAGACUGAAAUUAAGCGUGGGUGGUGCCUUUACUGUAUUACUAUUGUUCGAUGACAGUCUUGUUCUUCAAAGUGACCCCUCUGUUCCUUUAAGCUAUUUCCUCAUGUUUUGCUAAGGAUGACAAGGGUUCUGCCCUGCUCAGCCUCCUCUGUUUGUUCUGAAAGGAAACUGGACUACAUCUCCAUGCAGUGGUUGCACAGUCAAGACUAUUUAGUCAGCUCCUUCAUUUUCCCAGUUUCAGCUUUUCCCCUCUAGUCUCUCAUUUUGUAUUUGCUUUUAGCCAUGGUAGUUCUCUGUAGUUCAAGUAAAUGUUAUCUGGUAUAUUGUCUCUAUCGUUUGGCUUUCUCUAGUGGCAUUCCCUCUUGGUGGGCUGUGUGGUGGAAGAGGCCGGUCCAGCCUCAAA
Pseudopodoces humilis (Tibetan ground-tit) is the source of this 3115-nucleotide messenger RNA. The record is from RefSeq and is a predicted model, not a curated record. Lineage: Eukaryota; Metazoa; Chordata; Aves; Passeriformes; Paridae.